GCUCACCAGCAGCGGCCGCACAGAUCUAAAAUAUAUACGCCCUACCAAUGCUGCUACAAACAUGAACUACAAAUUCGAUACCAGUGACUUGACCCGGCGUCUGAAACGAACUUUCGAUGUGAAUCUUUCCUACCGUAAACUGUUUUUGUUGCUCUUUGUGAUCGCCGUCUUCCUGCUGUACAUAGGACCAUCGUUUCUGCGAUGGUUGUUUGGCCACACGGAACCACUGAGAGAUCAACCGAUGCGUUGCAUGGACGAUCGAUUGACACCGUUCUAUCUGCAGAACCUCGAGUAUAACGUAAACAUUCGCCACCAGCCGGCUUUCCCUCAUGAACAUGACGCAAUCCCGUACGUUGGCAAUGGUUGGUUUGGGUUGGAAAUACACACCGAUGCUCAUCUAAACAUUUUCCUUGGUCGAGCACUUUUGCAACCCAUUCACUUCCAUCCGAUUGUGAGUGUGGCCAGCCCGGGACAGCUAGCCCGAGAGGCGACCGUCGUGGAAUAUCUUACGGGCAUCGUACACCGGUUUCAGUGCUUUCCCGAUGGUUAUCACGUAUCUUAUCAGUACUAUGCCCAUCGCACCAUGCCGUCCGUAUUGGUGCAGGAACUUCAGCUAACAAACACCAAGAACCAGCUAACGGAUAUCGAACUGAUUGUACCGCGUAUUUCGGAUUGGCCAUCGGCCAUCGUAAAAAACGUGAAGCUGCAACACGGUUCCGCCAUUUUGGAGUAUCAAGUAGUUACAGGAAUGAUAGAUAUGGUACCGACGGCAGGCAAUGCGGAAGACAGCAAGGUGCGUGUGGUAUCGAUUGUGGCUCGUAAAUUGCCCCGUAUCAUUACGUUGAAGAAAAGGGGCACCACCAAGCUGGAAUUGUUGCUCACGGUCAACUACUCGGAACCGAUACCACGUGACAAAUAUGCGGCGCAGAAAGAUUUCACCGAAAAGCAAGCACUUGAAGCCAUGAACAGAGCCCUGCUGGCAGCAGAACACGGCGAGCAUAAUGCGUAUCACAACUUCAAACGGGAUCAUAUUCUCGUUUGGAACAAUCUCUGGGAAACAGGAUUUCAUAUCAGCACCUCCAAGGCAGAAAACACUUUGAACGGUAACAACAUUAAUGCCACGAUGUACGCGGUCAUAUCGCAGGCCAGGGCGUACGAAUUUGAACAGUCAGUGACAACGGCCCGAAAGGAAGAUAUAGCCCGUUCACUUACGUACGCGGAAGGCUGCUACGACAGUUAUCACACGCUACAGGCAGAGAAUUUGUGGCGUCCGAUGAGUUCGUUCGAGGAACUGAAUGCUGUUGUGGGCUCCUGGAUGCUGACACUGGAGAAGCAAGGAUGUCACAACCUUAUCAAAGCUGGCGCUAGUGGCAUUGUACAGGCAAUGGUGCUUAGCUUUGGUGGAUUCCGUUUCAGCAAUCAGCACCUGGAGUUGAACAUCCAUCCGAAGUAUUUACACCGUGAUUAUGAUUUUCGCCGUCUGAAUUAUGGUAACAUGACGCAUCUGAACAUUUCGAUAACGGUUCGUGACGACAACAAAGCGGUGCUACACGUAGCGUUAGAUAGAUCAGACCGCAAUUACUAUGCCUGUGAUGCCGGGUGUUUAGAUGAUCCAGUGCAGCUGCGUCAGUCACGUGCCGUUUUCCCCGUCAAGCUUACCGAACCGGUCACAUCCAUACUGUACAUAACGUCGGAUAAAAAGCACAUGGAAGAUCUCCGGCAUGCAAUCCACGUGAAGGAGGUCGUGGAAGCACCGGCCCACGAGCAUCAUGUGAUCGCUCUCCAUCGACACGGCCAUCAUCUGGGUGGAUUACCGACGCUGUUUUGGGUUUCGAUAUGUGUUAUCAUUAUCGUGUUUCACGUCUUUCUUUGCAAGCUCAUAGUGAAGGAAUACUGCGAACCUCCGGACAAGAUGAGAUAUCGCUACAGCAAACCUUAAGCGGGAUUUUUUUUUUCUUUUGUAAAUAUUUAGUUUAUUGCAGAAACAAUUCCCA
Anopheles maculipalpis is the source of this 1994-nucleotide messenger RNA. RefSeq lists its product as uncharacterized. The record is from RefSeq and is a predicted model, not a curated record. The transcript is spliced from 2 exons. NCBI's taxonomy places the organism in Eukaryota, Metazoa, Arthropoda, Insecta, Diptera, Culicidae. The coding region runs from base 62 to 1939 and encodes 625 amino acids.